AUGAACACCACAAAACUAAACGAGAUUUUGGCUCAUGAAGUUGUGGAUGAGGCUGGGGUCUGGAAAAAGAAGCUUAGCCCCCAGUGUCUGGAGCUUUUUGAUUUUCUACCACCAGCAAUUCAGGAACAAUUGAUGCUCGAGAGAGAUCCUCACGGGAAUGUCCAGGUUGCGAAAAUUGAAACCGAGAAAAUGCUUAUUCAAAUGGUUGAAACUGAGUUGGAGGCAAGGAAGCAGAUGUCCCGCUUACAAAGGUCAAUUCAAGGGACAGUCUCACUUUUUUGGAUUUACUGGAUAUGGUUGUCUUUUCCUCCUUCGCUCCAUGAUUUGAUAAGUGAAGCUUUCACUUACUUUGAAUUUGGAGUUUUCUUGUGGUCGAGUGUUCGAGCAAGGGAUAAGGUUCAUUUGCUUGUAAACAAGAUGAUGAUUGACAAUCAAGUUCAUGUUGUGGGAGAAGGGUAUCUAAUUCUCAAAUCUUAG
Striga asiatica is the source of this 477-nucleotide messenger RNA. The record is from the annotation of a GenBank genome assembly. Lineage: Eukaryota; Viridiplantae; Streptophyta; Magnoliopsida; Lamiales; Orobanchaceae.